This is a messenger RNA of Lycium barbarum (goji berry), 3759 nucleotides long. Its product is annotated as probable serine/threonine-protein kinase At1g54610. Gene Ontology annotation, cellular component: cyclin-dependent protein kinase holoenzyme complex; nucleus. The record is from RefSeq and is a predicted model, not a curated record. Bases 1501 to 3444 code for a protein of 647 amino acids. The transcript is spliced from 9 exons. Gene Ontology annotation, molecular function: cyclin-dependent protein serine/threonine kinase activity; ATP binding; RNA polymerase II CTD heptapeptide repeat kinase activity. NCBI's taxonomy places the organism in Eukaryota, Viridiplantae, Streptophyta, Magnoliopsida, Solanales, Solanaceae. Gene Ontology annotation, biological process: protein phosphorylation; positive regulation of transcription elongation by RNA polymerase II.
AUGACUCUUUUUAACAAUUAAACUGAGAGAGAGAGAGAGAGCCUUCAUAGCAUAUCUUGUCUGACUGAAAACUUAUUUGGCUGCUCCUCUUUUUUGUCACUUUAUUAUUCAUAUUUUUAAUUUUUAAUUUUGAUGCUUUCAUAUGUAUCUUCAAUUUCAGCAGUUACCUAUAACCGUGUUGAAUAGUCAAUAAAGUUAGCUAAGCAAAAAUUCUAUCUUUUUUGUUUGUUUUAAAGAAAAAAAUGAGGUUUCAAGAUGAAGCUGUUUGAAAGAAUGGUAAAGAUCAAGAUUUUGAAGUUUUUGGGGUUUAUCUUUAUUGAAUUUUGAUUUCACUUAUAAUUGAAUUGUGUGAAAAAGUUUGAGUCUUUUUGGGGUUUUAGCUAGUUCCUCUAUGCAGUUUAUAUGAUUCCACUUUUGGGUAUUUCAUAUUUGUUCUUUUUGAAGCUCUGGAAAUAGGUAUUUUGGAUUCUUGAUUUCACUUAUACUUCAAUUGUGUGAAACAGUUGGAGUUUUUUUGGUUCCAGUUUUGGGUGUUUUGGAAUCUUGAUUUCACUUGUAAUUGAAUUGUGUGAAAAGUUAUGGUCUUUUUGGAGUUCUAGCUAGUUCCUCAAAAAAAAAAAAAAAAAAAAGAGGUAGUUCCUGUAUGCAGCUUAUAUGAUUCCAGUUUUGGGUAUUUCUGGAAUCCUGAUUUCACUUGUAAUUGAAUUGUGAAAAGUAGUCUUUUUGGUGAGUUUAUAUGGUUCCAGUUUUGGGUGUUUUGAAAUCUUGAUUUCACUUGUAAUUGAAUUGUGUGAAAAGUUAUAGUCUUUUUAGGGUUCUAGCUAGUUCCUCAAAAAAAAAAAAAAAAAAAAAGAGCUAGUUCUUCUAUGCAGUUUAUAUGAUUUCAGUUUUGGGUAUUUAUGGAAUCUUGAUUUCACUUGUAAAAACUUUUUGGGGUUCUAGCUAGUUCCUCUAUGCAGUUUAUAUGAUUCAAAUUUUCGGUAUUUCAUAUUAGUUUUUUUUUAAAGCUCUAAUACUUGAGAGCUUUGAAUGGUUGUUGUUGUGAAGUUGAAGCCUUUGAAAAUUUUGGGUUCUCUAAGUAUUGAGGUCUGAACAAGGUAUUAUUGGAAUCUUGAUUUUAAUUGCAGUUGAAUUGUGUGAAAAAAGUUGGAGUCUUUUUGGGGUUCUUGUUAGUUAUUUUAUGCAGUUUAUGUGAUUCCAGUUUUGGGUAUUUGGAAUCUUGAUUUCGCUUGUAAUAUAAUUGUGAAAAGUUGGAUUCCUUUUGGGGUUCUAGCUAGUUCCUCUAUGCAGUUUAUAUUAUUCCAGUUUUGGGUAUUUCAUGUAUUUGUUUUUAAAGCUCUAAUACUUGAGAGCUUUGAAUGGUGGUUGUUGUUGUGAAGUUGAAGCCUUUGAAAUUUUUGGGUUCUAUAAUUAUUGAGGUCUGAACAAGCCUAUGUGAUUCCAGUUUUCGGUAUUUGGAACCCAUUUUGAACCAACCCGCCCAUUUGCCACCUCUAAAUUAUGGGUUGUGUUUGGGGUAAACUUUCUCGGGGUGUCAAAGAUCGGCGGGGUGGUCAAAAGAAGAGAGAAUUAGCUAAAGGGUCAUCAGCUGUCGGUUCAGAGAGAGAAAAGAGUUUUAGGGUGAAAGAGAAAUCAGAGAAUGACGAUAUUAGAGUUGGUUCAUUCGAUAGGAAACCUAAUGGAUCUAGAAGGGUCGGGGACGAUCACUAUGAGAAAGUUAAUGGAAAGAUUGAAGCUGUUGUCCCGAAAGCAAUGGAAGGGGAGUUGAUUGCUGCAGGUUGGCCUUCUUCACUUGCUGCUGUAGCCGGUGAAGCUAUUAAUGGUUGGAUUCCACGCAAGGCUGAUACUUUUGAGAAAUUAGAUAAGAUUGGACAAGGGACUUAUAGUAGUGUAUACAAGGCUCGUGAUCUGGUUAAUGAUAAAGUUGUUGCGCUCAAAAGAGUGAGGUUCGAAAAAAUGGAUCCUGAAAGUAUCAAAUUUAUGGCAAGGGAGAUUGUUAUUCUUCGGAGACUUGAUCAUCCAAAUAUCAUCAAAUUGGAAGGCAUGAUAGUAUCAAGAACAUCUUGUAGUUUGUACCUUGUCUUUGAGUACAUGGAACAUGAUCUUACUGGGCUGGCGUCUCUUCCCGGUAUUAAAUUUACCGAACCGCAGGUUAAAUGUUACAUGCGGCAGCUUUUAAGUGGACUUGAUCAUUGCCAUAGUAGGGGUGUGCUCCAUCGGGACAUCAAGGGUUCUAAUCUUCUUAUUGACAAUCAUGGCACUUUAAAGAUUGCAGAUUUCGGGUUGGCAAACUUUUUCGAUAACCAGCAUAGUGUUCCAUUAACAAGUCGUGUUGUGACCCUUUGGUAUCGACCGCCAGAGCUCUUACUCGGAGCAAGUCAUUAUGGAGCUGCAGUAGACAUGUGGAGUACCGGCUGCAUACUUGGAGAAUUAUAUGUUGCCAAGCCCAUAAUGCCUGGUAGGACAGAGGUGGAGCAACUACAUAAGAUCUUUAAGCUUUGUGGUUCGCCAACUGAGGAUUAUUGGAGAAAAACAAAACUAUCUUAUUCAGCAGUAUUUAAACCUAUACAGCCUUACAAACGGCGUAUUGGGGAAAGAUUUAAGGAGCUUCCUCCAUCUGCCGUGGGGUUAUUGGAGACAUUACUUUCUAUAGAUCCCGUACUUAGAGGAACAGCAGUUGGGGCUCUCGAGAGUGAGUUCUUCACCACGAAGCCAUUGGCUUGUGAUCCUUCGAGUCUGCCAACAUACCCUCCCAGCAAGGAAAUUGAUGCGAAACUGCGGGAAGAGGAAGCUAGAAGGCAAGGGAAUGCAAAUGGGUCAAAAGAACGUCAAGCAGCUCCAGCACAUGACGCUAAUGCCAAGUUGGCUAGCUCAAUGCAGAGGAGACAGAGCGGUUCCAAUCCUAAGAGCCAAAGUGACCGGUUCAAUCCCUCGAAGGAAGCUGCUGCUCGUUUUCCAAAUGAUCCACCUAAAGCAUCACAAGCAGUGAAACAAACUACGAAAGACCACCUGGAGAAUCUUUCCGAUAGAUUUUCAGUCAAAAAUCACCUCGACGACAUUUCAGAGACAUUUUCUCAUCCAGUCCCUCUGGCUCUAGGGGUAUUUGGGAAGAAAUAUGAUGAUAUUUCCAUUGGUCCCGAUAGAGCCGACUUGUCAGACUUGGUAGCAUCCAGGUCCGUUGUGUCUGGAGACGAUCGAGAUAGAUGUGUUCAGCAGAACGAUGCGGGUUCUCAUCUAUUUGAAAGUGGAAGGGCUAGCAAGGAGGCAAAUAUGCAUGACCAUGGUUACAAGGGAAACGAAAUCCAUUAUUCUGGUUCACUACUAGUUGCAUCAAGUAAAGUGGAUAAAAUGCUUAAAGACCGCGAUCGUCACCUCCAGGAAGUUGCACGACGAGCAAGGUUCGAGAAGGCACGAGCAGGUCAAGCUCAGACUCAUGGAAUGUGAUACACAUGCAACUCUAUAUAAAUAUCUCUAGUUUAGGAACAAGGUAGAUAAGCAUAAGCAUAUAUAUAUAGAGAGAGAGAGAGAUGAAAGAGAUUUUUCUUGUAAAUCAUAACUAGGUCUAUGUACAUUUCUUCUGAGGAAUUGUAAAUAUAUUAUACUUAUAGAACUAAGAGGAAAUCUGGUUAAUAUGAAGACUGUAAAUUAGCAACCGUAAGUGUUGUACAUACCGUUCUUUUUAUGUGUUAUGUUCAUGUGUUUUUGGACAAUAUAUAGAAUAAAAAUCUAAGAAAGUGAAAAUAUUUUGAUAUUCAUUCA